Messenger RNA from Phaeoacremonium minimum UCRPA7, 375 nucleotides. RefSeq lists its product as hypothetical. The record is from RefSeq and is a predicted model, not a curated record. Lineage: Eukaryota; Fungi; Ascomycota; Sordariomycetes; Togniniales; Togniniaceae. The coding region runs from base 1 to 375 and encodes 124 amino acids. The transcript is spliced from 2 exons.
AUGGGACGCCGGUUACACUGCAAGACUGCUCGCUUCUUGUGGGAGAAAGCCAGCCCCAAGCCUUGGAAGAAACGAUACAAGUAUCCGUACGAGUCGCAAAUGAAGAGGAGAAACAGCCCCAUCAACGUCAAGCUUCGCUGGGAAUCAAUAAAGGCCCAUGGAUUGGAGAAGAAGCCGUUCAAGAAGUUCAUGAGAUUGCCGAAGGAGCUGCAGCUAAAGAUCUGGAACAACGCCUUGAGCAAGCCGGGUAUUCACUUCUUUGCGGUCGUCGUAACUCCUCCCGACAAAGAGUGGAAUCCCAUGGAUCCACAUGCAUGGAAGCCUCCUUUCAUCCUCACGGACUGGCUAUGCGAGAAGAAGGGGGAAUUCCGAUGA